Messenger RNA from Lepisosteus oculatus (spotted gar), 1945 nucleotides. Lineage: Eukaryota; Metazoa; Chordata; Actinopteri; Semionotiformes; Lepisosteidae. The record is from RefSeq and is a predicted model, not a curated record.
AAACAAAAAUAAUUAUGACUCGCAGCGUGGUCACAAUAAGAAUGCUUAGAAAAGGCAAGUUGGUAGACCAGCUACCAGUGAGGUUUCCAAGUGAAAAAUAGCUACAUAAACUGUCAGAUUUUCAAAAAAAGCAAUGGAUGAGCGAAUCAAUGCAAAAUGUCCGAGAUAAACGUUUAAGUUCCAACAGUAAUUCUCCUCUUUUUAGCACAACUUUGAUCUGAAACAAUGCACCUAGUUUUGACUUUUUUUUCCCCGUUGUGUCCUCAACAGACCUCUGCUGUGAUCGCCACCCUCCUAUCCGCUCUUCAUGGGUCAGGCAGGCCUAGAGGCGCACUACGGAGUACGAGCCCGCAGGAAACGGCCUAGUUACCGUCCGGCCGCUCACUUCAGACCGACGCUAGUGCCCCCCACUGUGGAAGACCUGUACUGUAGUACAGAAACAGAAGAAAUAGUCUCUCGCCGGUUACAGACGAACGCCCCCUACUGCCGAGGACCCGUCGAGGCUACUUCAUUAAGGACCUGUCUGCAUUGGGCGUGCAAGAGGAACCACCGGCAAAUCGUGGCCUACCUUUUGAGCUCGGGAGCUGACACAGAAGUCCUUACAUCCAAAGGAGAAAAGGCAGCACAGCUCACUUCAAGACGUGACAUCAGAAAACUGUUAGGAGUGGAAGAAGAUGAAAUAGAGGAAUUGACAGAGGUGGAGUUGCCAAUUAUUCCAAAUUACCUUGUGAAUCCUCCAUUCCCUUAUGUUAAGACGGAAAAGCCUAGCCUGAUUCCAGAAGCUCAUGUCCCAUCGCACAAUGGAACGGUUGGCACCUCGGAAGUAUCCCAUUGUGAGCAGGCACCUUUGCCAGCCAUGGAGAAGGAACGGAACCCUUUUGCUGAUGCCAGCAUACCGAGAGAGAGCGCAUACAUACCAGUGGCUGAACAGAAUGGCCUCCAGCCCAGUUCUCUGGGAUCUGUGAACGGAACUACCUUGGAUUCCAGUCAUUCGAACCACAGUGAGCACCCACACAAGACAACUCAGAAUGGACCAGUCUGUUCUACCUUACUGUCCCCUAAUGGGAACCCCAGCUCAUCGGUGUCGGCCAGCAGUGGCAGACAGCAGUCCAUACCUCAGCAGCUGAACUGCAAUCAGAUGGGCUCCAUGCCAGCGUUUCAGCCAUUUUUCUUCACCAGUGCUUUUCCACUGAAUAUGCAAGAGCUGGUGCUGAAGGUGCGGGUCCAGAACCCCAGUGUGAGAGAGAAUGACUUUAUCGAGGUCGAGCUGGACCGCCAGGAGCUGACAUACAGAUCCCUGCUGCGAGUGUGCUGCCGGGAGCUGGGGGUCAGCGCCGACCACGUGGAGAAGAUCCGGAAGCUUCCGAACACUAUGCUGCGCAAGGACAAAGAUGUUGCCAGGCUGCAGGAUUUCCAGGAGCUGGAGGUUGUGCUGGAGAAGACGGAAGGCCUUGCCUUGUUUUCAGCCACGGGACAGUCCUCCCUGACAGACAAGCCCUGCUACAAUAUGAAAGCGUCGAAGCUCACUUACUAGCUUGCCCCGGAGCACACCACGCAGCAUCUGUUUACAUGUGUGCUGGUGAAAACACUUGAGUAGGCUGAAAGGUUUAUUCCCCCUCUGGUUUCUAUUACAUUAUUCCACUUUCAGAGGUGUGUGAUGUGGUAUGAUUCAGUUUGCAGUAUGAUACAUAUUUCUAGCAGUGAUGUUUUUCUUUGUCCUUUUAGGCAAAGUCUUUUUGUUAUACACCACAUGGUAUGGGUCACUGCUGUGGCGUAUGUUUUCAUUUCGGCAUAUUUGUUUUUCUCUGAUGAGUGACUAGAAAGGGUUUAGCUCCCUGAGAGAAAGGUAUUUUAGUGAUAAGAGUCAGAGAUUACAAGAAUUCAUCUUUUUGCUGUAAAUUUCCUUGAAAUCUAUUACUCUUAUUAAAGAUACUAAUCUACUAUA